AUGUCUGAUGUGAAUAAAUGUGGCAACACUGAUCUUGUGUGCCAUACAAAUGCAGACUGCCAGAAUACAUUUGAUGGAAGAUAUUUCUGCAUAUGUAAAGCAGGUUAUCUUGGAAAUGGGACACAGUGCGCUGACAUUGAUGAGUGUGCAGCAAAUGUACACAAUUGCCACAGAAAGGCAACUUGUGUGAAUAAUGUAGGUUCAUACAGUUGCCUGUGCAAACCUGGCUACACAGGAAAUGGGAUUGACUGCAACGACAUGGACGAGUGCUUUACAAACAAUGGUGGUUGUCACAAUAGUGCCAUUUGUUUGAAUACAGCUGGCAGUCGAACUUGUCACUGUAACGUUGGGUUCUCCGGCAAUGGGUUAACUUGUAAUGAUGUGGAUGAGUGCACAAAGCCUGGCAUCUGUCACUGGAGUGCAACAUGCACCAACACUAAUGGCUCAUAUAUCUGCACUUGCAAUGCAGGAUAUAAAGGAAUUGGCUUAUACCUGUGCUUGGACAUAGAUGAAUGUGUGCAGACACCAGGUAUCUGUUCAUCAGCACAAGGAUGCAAGAAUCUACCGGGCUCCUACCAGUGUACCUGUUCUGCGGGUUUUGAAUUACGUGAUAACAGAUGUACUGACAUCGACGAGUGUGCUCGGCAGUUCUGUAGCCCAUUUUCUAACUGCAUCAAUCAACCAGGUUCUUACAGUUGUGAAUGUAAGACAGGAUUUACAGGAAAUGGAUUGACAUGCGUGGACACCAAUGAAUGUGACGGCACAAACGAUUGCCACCCUCAAGCAACUUGCCAGAACUUUUUGGGCAGCUACGUUUGUGACUGUACAUUAGGCUUUACAGGAGAUGGGAUCACUUGUUCUGAUAUUGAUGAAUGUGUUGGGAUUGCAAAGUGUCCUGCCGCAUCUUCCUGCAUUAAUACGGCGGGCUCCUAUCAAUGUGAUUGUGCCGUUGGGUUUACCUUGAAUGGCAGUGAAUGUAUUGAUCUGGAUGAGUGCUCUACUGGUAUCUGUGACAGACAUGCCACUUGCAACAAUGUCCAAGGAUCCUUUACCUGCAGUUGCAACAGAGGUUAUAAUGGAAAUGGUACAGUGUGCAAGGAUAUUGAUGAAUGCCUCUUAAACAAUGGAGGGUGUCACUCAAAUAGCAUUUGUACAAACCAAGCUGGAACCUACACAUGCACAUGUAAAAGAGGUUUCUUUGGUAAUGGAAAUUUACUGUGUGAAGACAUUGAUGAAUGCAAGGUUAAUAAUGGCGGAUGUAUGAGCAAUGCAGCCUGUAGAAACACACUGGGAUCGUUCUUUUGUGCCUGUCCUAAUGGAUUCAAGCUUAUAAAUGCCACAAUUUGUGGAGACAUUGAUGAAUGCAAGAUAAUUGGUAUACCGUGUCAGUCAAAUGAACAGUGUGUCAAUACUUUAGGGUCUUAUCACUGUCAGUGCAAAUCUGGGUUUUCAAAGGCAAAUGGCAUUAGUUGUAAUGACAUUGAUGAAUGUAUCAACAAUCCAUGUCAUCAAAAUGCUCUAUGUUCAAAUGCCUUUGGCUCCUUUAUCUGUGAGUGCAUUUUGGGGUUUGAAGGAAACGGCUUUACUUGCAAAGACACAGAUGAAUGCAACUCCACGAAUAUCUGCCAUACAAAUGCCUUGUGCAUUAAUACUGCAGGAAGUUACAUCUGUCAAUGUCAAGAUGGCUUCAGAGAGAUGGAUCAGCAUUGUGAAGAUAUAAAUGAAUGCAGUCUGAACAAUACUUGUCUCUCAGGCACCAGUUGCCUGAAUUCAUUGGGAUCAUAUGUUUGCUCUUGUUCCAAUGGCACUUUGGUAGUCAAUAGCACUUGCAUGUCACCAAGCGAUAAUUGCUUCCCACAUUGCCAUGAUCGGGCUCUGUGUCAUCUUGCUGGCAGCAGAUAUCAAUGUGUGUGUGAUGUUGGCUUUCAGGGCGAUAAUUUAAACUGUGAUGAUGUAGAUGAAUGUGGAGAGGAAAAUAUUUGCCCAGACAAUCAGACAUAUUGUGUAAAUAUGCCUGGUUCAUAUAUUUGUGACUGUAAAAUUGGCUUCCAGAAGAUCGGAUCUUCCUGCACAGAUAUUGAUGAAUGCUCCACAGCAGGACAAGCAGGACAGGAAUGUCACAGCAGUACAUGGAAUGUCACCAGCUUGCUCAUUGCAUCAACAAUGUAG
Molecule: messenger RNA, 2169 nt
Organism: Amblyraja radiata (thorny skate)
Lineage: Eukaryota; Metazoa; Chordata; Chondrichthyes; Rajiformes; Rajidae
Product: fibrillin-1-like
Exons: 3
Coding region: 1-2169 (722 amino acids)
Molecular function (GO): calcium ion binding
Source: RefSeq, a predicted model, not a curated record